CUGGCCCUAGCUACCCAUGGUUCCUUGUAAUCUUUGAUGGUUCUCAGACCUCUAGACCGUGAAUUUCCAGCAUGGCGGACGUUUGGGUCGGAAGCGAAGUUGGAUUUUUAAAAGGAAUUGAUCUGAAGAAGUCGUCAUUCACAAACCAUGGCGUUGCAUCAAAAGUGGAUAGAAGCCACGAAAUCUGUGCCAUGUGCUGGGCUGAUGAGAGCGAAAAUCAGAUCUUGUUAGGAUUAACAAAUGGCAUUGUAAAGACCUUUGAUGUCAGCAAGAAGGAAGUCAUUGCUGAAUGUAGUCAUUCUAUUGGAGAAGGAAAGCUUAAAGGACUCUUCAAGUGGGAAAGUGCAGUUGUGACAGGUGCAGAGUCAGGACAACUAAAAAUUUGGAAAAAUGAUGAAGAUUCUACAGAUGUUAAAGUUGGAAGUCAUAUUUCUGCCAUGCGUCAGAAUCCCUCAUGUCCAUCUCAAGUGGGAACAGGUGGACAGAAGAAUGAUUUGAAACUCUGGGACCUUAGCAGACCUGACGAGCCAAUCUUUAGAGCCAAAAAUGUACCUAAUGAUUUCCUGGACCUCCAAGUUCCAAUCUGGGUGACGGAUUUAGGAUUUCUUCCUAGUCAGGGAGCUCAGGCUAGGGUUGCAGUUGGUACUGGGUAUCAUCAAGUGCGACUGUAUGACACCAAGGCACAGCGCCGACCAGUUUUAAGCUUUGACUUUGGGGAGUCCCCAGUCUCGGCAUUAGCUGUAACAGAUAAUGAAAAUCUUGUCAUUGUUGGGAAUACAGUGGGAACAAUGGGAAGUAUCGACCUGAGAAAGGGCCAGCUUCAAGGUCAUUUUAAAGGUUUUGCUGGUGGAAUCCGCUGCAUAUCUUGUCUUCACAAACAACAGAUGGUUGCUUCUUGUGGACUGGAUAAAUUUCUUAGGGUACACCAUCUUCAUAACAGAAAGCUUCUCUAUAAGGUUUACUUGAAGACAGCCCUAAACUGCUUGCUGUUUUCAGCGCUAGAAAUAGAAAAACAGAACACGCCACAAACAGAUAGCAGAGACACCGGUGUGUCAUCAGAUAGAUCACUUAAAAGGGUUGCGGAAGAGGAAAGCAGUGAAGAUGAUGACAUAUGGGAUAAAAUGGACGUUGUUACGUCUAGCAGUAAAAGAAAACGCCUUCGAAAACAAAUAAAAAGCACCAGGAAAAAGAAAGACAAAACAGAAGUAGCCUCACCUGGUUCAUGAAACCCUGCAAAAUUUCACCCUGUAAAUGGUUCACGCGUGACACGAGAAAAAAAGGGACCGAGAGAACAAGAGUGCCCGAGAACAGACGAGUGCAGUGGAUUGAGAAAUAUUAAUAUUUGAGGGGCGGUGCCCGGAUGUAUGACGCGUGUUACAACCCGGAUGUACGACAACGUUCGCGUCAUACUUCACUCAGGACCCAGAUGUACAAGAACGUAUACAAUAUGUAACGGUCAUCGCCUAAGGUCAUUCACGACUCGAAUAUAUGACGCCAAUCACGUCCUUCGGCAGUCAGCACGCAAAUGCAUGACGUCAAUGACGUUUGAUACCUGUUUGGAGAGACAAUCAAAACAAAAUAAAAUGAAAGAUUGAAAACGAACGACACAAUUUUCCUGUCCAGGCAGUGAAUGAAGUUGGACCGUCAGAAGUUGUAGAUUUCUUUGUCGUCAGCUCUUCGCUGCGGUAACAGUCAUAUCCGCUCACUUAGGUCUGAUUUGACAGGUACUCGUCAAAUUACGUCAUCGCGUCAAGAAAGUCACGCAAUAAGUCACACAAAACACAGAUCUUUUUCAAACAACAGUCAACAAGAAAAUUUAAUGUUUUUUUCAGAAUGUACAUAGUGGGACGUUUGCUACGGUCCAAGUGACCGGCAACCGGCUUACGGUAACAUCAAAAACGGAAAACUGUGCAAACGCAACAAGAGAAAUUUGAGAAACUAUGUACAAAUACAAGGAGAAAAUGAACUGCUUUCGACCAUGACAGAAAAUGCACUAUUUACCGAAUAAAAAUUUGAGAAAACUAUUUGACAAGGUUAUCCUGUUUAGUAGCUGUUCCUUGUUGGAACCUUGAGUGAGGGUUUGCAUUUCAAUGGUUUCUACAUCAAACAAGUGUCCACAAAAUGCACCGUUGCAGACGCGCCAAACUGGGGUCAGGUGCCCACAAUUUUACGACUUUCUUGAAAAAUUCAACACCUUCUUUCCAUGUCUCGUCAGUGUGAUUUAGGUGGAGAGGCUGGCCAUACGGUCGAUCUUGUUUAAAUACAUAACAUGUUUUGGACGUGAUGACUAUGAAAAACAAAUCCAACAACACUUAACAUCAUGCGAGGUCCAGGAUUUUAUCUUCUACUACCUUUUGACAUGACGUCUUUAGAUAAAUUGUACAUUUUGUUGGCCUUCUCGAUUUUGUCCAAGAAUUUUUUUCAUGAUUGGCGUGUAUUUGCCCAGCUGUCUGGGAAUCCUGUAACUCCCUGCGUCAAACUAAAUGAAAAGCUGAGUCUUAAUUAAGUCGGAACGGAUUGGUUACUGCUCGACAGGGUAACUACUUAGAUUUGUGUUUUUCUUAGGUAGCAGGAGAGAAAUAAAAACAGAAUCACGCUAACUUCGUCUUGGAUUAAAAAUGUGGAUCUCAGCAAAAUGUAGUAAGGUCUAGUAACAUCAAUUCGACGUAAUCAUCAACUCAAAAUGAAUUUCCUGGACAAUCUACUGUUAUAAAAACACAGUAAUGGUUGGGCUAUAAUAUCUCUACAGUAACAAAUGAUAUUCACAAAUGGUAGACAAUGAUAGGUUAUCCUCACAGUAAGAUGUAAUGUGUAACCCUCAGUAACAAUUGGUAUUCACAAAUGGUAGAGACAAUGGUUGUUAUCCAAACAAUUAAUAAUGCGACCGCCCAAAAGGUUUUCUAGCGUUCUGGGGAGAAAAUCAAAGGGUUUCAUUAUUAAAAUGUAAGCAAAUGUUUGCAUCAGAACGAAAGAGAUUGAUAUAAAAAUCAACAGUUAUGGAGGGGAGUUCCACUUUAUACACUUCUCCUAUGAUGAAGAGGCUGCCUUUCAAAAGAACUUUGAACAGAAAUUGUCUUCAAUGACUUCCCUACUUAACCUGUGGUACCCAAGGAACUUAACUCUACAUGGCCGUAUUGUCAUCCUAAAAGCACUAGCCCUUUCCAAACUUAUUUAUAACACCGCUGUCCUCCCUGUUACAUCUAAUUUCAUU
This is a messenger RNA of Orbicella faveolata, 3211 nucleotides long. Its product is annotated as WD repeat-containing protein 74-like. Gene Ontology annotation, molecular function: protein binding. NCBI's taxonomy places the organism in Eukaryota, Metazoa, Cnidaria, Anthozoa, Scleractinia, Merulinidae. Gene Ontology annotation, biological process: ribosomal large subunit biogenesis. The record is from RefSeq and is a predicted model, not a curated record. Gene Ontology annotation, cellular component: preribosome, large subunit precursor; nucleolus.